AUGAGGGCGGCGGAGCAGGAUCGCAACGCGAAGGCUGCUUCGAAGCAGGCGAAGACACCCAAGUCCAAGUCCAAGAAGGGUAUUCCCAGUUCCUCGAUUAUCGAACACAACCGGAAGACCGAGCUCUGCCGGAAUUACGAGAACGGAUCGUGCACGUUCGGAGAUCGAUGCGCGUUCGCACACGGCUUGGACGACAUCAAACACAAGACUCUACGAGACCUGGAGAAGGAGGGACGCAUCGCCGAUGCAAGCAAGUACCAGGCCUGUCUAUGCCAGACAUGGGUGGCCACUGGAACCUGCCUCUAUGGGCGACGGUGUGUCUUCAUCCACGACGACCGUGUCAAAGGCACGAUCGGACUUUCACCCCGCACGUCCACGCUGGCCAAGAGCGCUGCCAGCAGAAUCAGCAGCAGCACCGGCAGCAGGGGCGGGGGCAGCGGCCGCGGGUCCUCUCCUCUUUGCCCCGCGGGGGAAGACAACGACAACGGCAGCCUCCUCUUCUUCCCAGACCGCCCCAGGGAUCCCGACAGCAGAGAGCUUCCUGCCGACGAGGUGCGGUACGAUAUCGACUUUGGUGUCGACGUCAACACCGGGCGAGACCACAGCACGGCGUACAAGCUGUGGUACUCCUUCAUAACCGUGAUGGGGAUCGACGAUUCCGCGAUCUUCGCCCGCGCCAGCAACAAGGGUGGCGUCGAGGAGGACACCAACCACACCAGCAGCGGCGCAAUCGCCAGCGGUGGCACGGGUACUUAUCCUCCCCCUACGACGGCGAAAAGGAUCAUCAGCUACAAGGACGCCGCCAGCGCUGGCGUCCACUUCAUUCCUCCCUCCGCCUCCGCCGCACGCGGUGCGGUCGGCCGUGCUUUGCCGACCUCCUCCGCCGUAAGCGCCAAGCUCAAGCAGCUCGACGCUGCCCCGCCUAGGUCAGACAACGGCAACAUCGAUAGUGACCCACUGCCGGUGUUCUACACCCUGCGGAUGGGAAUCCCGGCAUGCCCGGGUACCCCACCGCCGGCCGCCGCCCCGGCCGCGCUGCUCAAGGGCGAAGAUGUGGUGCUCGAGUACGGCUCGGUUAAAUCCGACUACGACGACGACGACGACUCGUACUUCUCGUGCCCUUCUUCGUCUUCUUCCUGGUGUUCCGCGGUGCCCCCACCCCCGGGUUUGGAGGGGGCCGUCGGGAAUGGUUCGUUCGUGCACGCCGGCGCGUUCUCUGCGCUUGGCUCGCCCGCGGCGACGAGCGACGUCGCGAGUGCUGUCAGCUUGGAAGGCGAAGACGAGUACGACGGCGUCAUCCACGACGGCUUCAGCUGCCUGUCGCAGCACCCCCGCGAGCAAGGCCUGGUCGCCAGCCGCUCGGCGGGGCCCGCAGCCGGUGCGCCCAGCGCCGCCGCGUCUCGCCCGUCGGGAACACCGGCCCGCCUUGCUGUUUUCGUGGGGCUGCACUCCGACACCGACACGAGCACUUGCACCAGCCCUUCGAGCAGCGACGGCGGCGACUACGGCGCGUGCCAGCUAGGCCAACCUGCCCACCUUGGUAGGGACUACGACAGGAGCUACGUGACGGAGGCCAACUCGGGCAUCGUCCCCGAUAGCGUCGGCUACGGUGCUGCCAUGGCGCCUCCGCAGUACGUCAUGGCCCAUCUUCACCACCGCCGCCAGCUAUGCGACGGCACCACCACCGGCGGCAGCGAUGUGCACGCGAUGGCGAAGCUGCACCGCGCCAUCCACGGCACCUUGCCGUCGUUCCUUUUCUGA
Messenger RNA from Ectocarpus siliculosus, 1761 nucleotides. The record is from the annotation of a GenBank genome assembly. Lineage: Eukaryota; Phaeophyceae; Ectocarpales; Ectocarpaceae.